Suillus subalutaceus is the source of this 602-nucleotide messenger RNA. RefSeq lists its product as uncharacterized. Bases 70 to 552 code for a protein of 160 amino acids. The record is from RefSeq and is a predicted model, not a curated record. Lineage: Eukaryota; Fungi; Basidiomycota; Agaricomycetes; Boletales; Suillaceae. The transcript is spliced from 5 exons.
UUGAAACUUCAGGGGCACUGCGGCAGUGCAUGGGCCACGAGUGUAAGUGUAUGGCUUCAACGUGUAGGAAUGAAUGGCGUCCCUGACUCCAAACAUCGACGUUCAACGUGGACACCCGCGUUCGUUAUACCUGCAUUCAUUAGUCCACAAGCCCCCACAAUGAUACCCAUCUUGCGCAAAAAGUGGCUCGUAGAGUCUCUGAUCACCACUGCCGAGCAGCUCGCGCAGAUGGACCUCCCCUCAAACAUUAUCACAACCCUCGCGUCUAUUAAGCUGCUCGUAGGAAACCUGAUUACUGCUGUCGAGCACCUCUCGCAGAAAACAGACAUACUCUCCUCCGAUGUUGGCGCAGCUAUUGCGUUGCUCGUAGAAAACCUGAUCACCGCUGUGACACACAAUGUGCUAGCGUCGGACAUCCAUCACCUACUGCAAGGUUGCAUCGCUCUUGUUGUAUUAAUAUUGUUGUGCUUGUUGACAGUCCUCUGCAUUGUGCGCUGGUGCUACGCAUUUAGUAGAGAGCUUCGGGGUGUGCAGCAUCUCAAGACCACGUAGACUUACACAUAUCAUCCUGUUAUCAGUUUCAUCAGUGACAGCACCGUUGC